UGGGAGAGUCGAAACAUUUUCUUUUCUACACAACAGCAAUGUCUGCUCUCAACAAGAUUGUCAAGCGUUCGAGCUCCCAGCCCAGUGAAACCGACCUCCUUGUUGCUCAAUGUCUCUUUGAUUUAGAGAACUCUUCUAAGGACAUGGCCAAGGAGCUCCGUCCUCUCCAAAUCACUUCUGCUCGUGAAGUCGAAGUUGGAGCUGGAAAGAAGGCAAUCGUUGUUUUCGUGCCCCAGCCUCUUCUCGCCGCUUUCCACAAGUGCCAGGCUCGUUUGACCCGCGAGCUCGAGAAGAAGUUUGCUGACCGUCACGUUAUUUUCAUCGCUCAACGUCGUAUUUUGCCCAAGCCCGGUCGUAAGUCCCGUGUUGGUCAAAAGCGCCCUCGCUCUCGUACUUUGACCUCUGUUCACAGUGCCAUUCUUGAAGACAUUGUUUUCCCUACCGUUAUCAUCGGUAAGCGUACCCGCCAAGGCACUGACGGCCGCAAGUCCAUCAAGGUCUUCCUUGACAACAGAGAAGCCAGCACUGUUGACUACAAGUUGUCCUCUUUCUCUAGCGUCUACCACAAACUCACCGGUAAGACCGUCAACUUUGAGUUCCCCGUCACCAUUGGUGAAGGCUUGUAAGCAAUAAAAUUUACGUUUUGCGUUUGCAUCGGUUCGGGUUGGAUUCGAUAGCUUCAAAAUUUGCGUUAGAUUACCUGACUUGAAAAUGUAAUCUUCCCUUGUGUCUAUGUAUUAGGUUGUUUACGUUGAAAACAAACGUGCUCUUGCGAGUUGUUGUAGGGAAAGGAUGUUUUUAAAGAGUUGAAGUUUAGGUAGUCGUUUUCUCUUGCUGCAAAGUAUUCUAAUUGAUGCUAUCUAUGUUUUUUUUUAAAACAAAUCUUUGCCCAAGUUGAAAAAAGAAUUCAUUGUAAGUGCUGUCAUCGUAAUGCUUGAGUCUUUAUACAUUUUAAUAAUAAAACAAUGUGAAAAAUUGGACUCCGUGGUCAAUCAAGAAUAGAUGUUUUCAUCGCAAAAUAAAAUUAUGCCAACUUGCUGUUGAAUUUUGCAUAACCGG
Molecule: messenger RNA, 1059 nt
Organism: Schizosaccharomyces cryophilus OY26
Lineage: Eukaryota; Fungi; Ascomycota; Schizosaccharomycetes; Schizosaccharomycetales; Schizosaccharomycetaceae
Product: 40S ribosomal protein S7
Exons: 1
Coding region: 39-626 (195 amino acids)
Biological process (GO): translation; rRNA processing; ribosomal small subunit biogenesis
Cellular component (GO): small-subunit processome; ribosome; 90S preribosome
Molecular function (GO): structural constituent of ribosome
Source: RefSeq, a predicted model, not a curated record